Messenger RNA from Salvelinus sp. IW2-2015, 3152 nucleotides. RefSeq names its product photoreceptor cilium actin regulator-like. NCBI's taxonomy places the organism in Eukaryota, Metazoa, Chordata, Actinopteri, Salmoniformes, Salmonidae. The record is from RefSeq and is a predicted model, not a curated record.
CCGGACUGCACAUCCACAAAACCCAGAAGAAAGUUAAAAUGACAGAUAUUCGGUAUGAUCCAUCUACUGAAGAACCCAGUAAAGAAGAUUGAUUGAGAAGCUGAAUUGUUAUUAAGUUUUUGUAAGAUAUGCACCCUGCUGAACACACAAGUUUUCAAAGGCAAUCARACAUACGCACCAAUGGAUGAGCAAGACAAUCCACACGUACGAGGCUAAAGAUUUGGUUCUGUAUCUCUUUAUUGAAAUUACAUCGUAAACGGAGAACUUAAAUACAAAUUAUUUUUUCGACAUCGGGACGUAAAAAUGGGCUGUUCCCCAUCCAAGGGUCASCAUUUCCCAGGGGUCGCAGAUGGGAUCCACAAGGCUCCGCUGCCAGGACCACCAACGUUGGGUGACAUCAAGCCUGUUGAGGGAGAAAACCAAGRUAUUGACGAUAUGGAUAUUGACAAAGAAUUAGAGGAAUUCUCAUUAUCAGCGGUGAAUCCUAUGGCCCCUCUGGGCAAAGUGGCUGACAUGGCCCCCAACACAGCCGUUGUGUCAAACCCAGGGGCUGUCUCUGAAAUYGUGGUCAAAAUGACGUCUCAGGUGAGAGACAUACAGAGUGAGAAAUUACUGGAAAAGCAGGYGAAAAAGGUAGAGAAGCGAAGGAAAAAUAAGGGCGUCAAACAGGGUCGCCGAAAAGAAAAGGAGAUAAAUACCUCCAUCAUGCAGGGAAAGGUGGACCUCCCCAUGCACAUGGUGAGAGCUCACCAGGCCGCCUACAAAUACCUGAACCCCAACAUCUCCAAGUGUGAGACCCUGCUGGAGAUGCUGGACCAGGUCGCCCAGACCCACCUCUCCCUGCAGCCCAUGAUAACAGUCAUUGUAAUGCGCUUCGAGGAGGUCAACCAGGCCCUAGAGGAGAUGGCUGAUGAUGGCGAGCUGAUGCUGAAGGAACAUGGCAACCACAUGGCCUGGCCCUCCAAGACAAGGGCCCCAGCUCCCAUCCCUGCCAAGCCCAGUGCUGACCCAUCAGAACCCCCGCCAGACCUGCUGCAGCAGCUGCUCCAGCAUUCCACUGAAAAGUUUAAGCUGGUGGGGAGCUCGGUCCAAGCCCUGGGAGACACCGCACUGGAAGAUGCGGCAGACUACUUUGCCUCUCUAUCUAAACUACUGGGCAAGAGGCUGCAGGCCAAGCGAGCGGUAGAGGAGCGUCUGCGCCAGGUGCUGGCACGCGUGGAGGCAGCCGCCAAGUGCAACCUUGAUGACUUGUCUCUUCACAGCGAGGACAGCGGCAUUGGGGGAGAGAACGAGUCGCUGACGGGAUCAGAGCGUCACCGUCGCCAACGGGGGAGUUCUGGGUCCAGUAGCAGUGCUCGCCCCACACCCCUAAGCCAUUCACCUGUCAAGGUAUGCCUUAAUAAAGGUGAGGAGGAGGAAGAAAAUGAGGAAGUGGAUGAUGAUGAUGAAGAGGAGGAUGAAGAGGAAGAGAGGUCAGGGAGAAUGCGGUCCAACUCUUCCUCGUCAGACCCCAUUGAGACCCCCAAGCGCAGUGAGAGGCAGCCACCCAAACAACCCCAGACCGCUGCCCCCUUGGGCAAGCCAGUGAGACCGCCACACUCACAGUCCAUAGAAACUUUCGAUAUUCAGGAGCUGCAACAGAAAGAUCUGGACCAGCGGAUGGGAGACGACACUCUGAGGAGACACUCUUCAGGAAGGAAGAAGGUUUCUAGAUAUGAACUCAAAGGGUCCAUGAAGGCAAACCAAACACCAACUUCUCUACCAGCGAUAGCACCACAACCCCCUGGCCGCAACUCCGUCAAAAGACUCAUAAACACAUUCAGUGGUGGGACGGAUGUUAGACAAGUCCAAAGUCUCACUAGUGCACACCUUAGGGGGUCUAGGAGGAGUGGAACUCSAGGUCCUCCCUGGCCAGUGGAAGGCAGGGAGGACCUAGACGUGGACUACCUGCCCCCACCUCCCCCUGAGGUCCUGAUGGACAACUCCUAUGAGAGCAACGAGGAGAACCCGGGUKAUCAGGAAGGGGAAGAGGAGGACAUCACCAGUAGUGGCCACCCUGUGCCAYGCCAAACAAGCACCACCUGUCAGCGCCUGAGGGCCUCGUUGCAGACCAUGACGGUUCUGCCCAACCGUGGCAGUGUCGGACCAAUCAGGCAGGAUACCGUGGUGAGGGGAGAUCAUCAGGCCACAUCGCUAUACAGUCAGGCCUGCAAGAUCAUCCACCUGCGCAAUGCAGCUGAAUCUCCACCUACGAGACCUGAUCAGGGGGUCCGAGGACCCCUUAGUGCUGGGGUGAGCCUCAGGCAAGGAAGCAGCAACCACUAUGAGGGGGAGUAUUACCCCACCAGCAUGCCACCAACCAUCCCAACAGUCUCCAGAGUUCGCCUACCACCCUCUUGUCCCUCUACGCACCAAGAACUACCAAUCCCCCCUGCUUUUGCACAGCCUAAUCCACCUUCACGUCCAUCCUCACCCCGGGUCCUGAGAUUGAGCACAGAGAAGAGUGGUGAAGAAGACAUGUCGCCCUCAGUGUCCUUCAAUGAUGCCCGAUCGGUGUUCUGUCAAAAUAGCCAAUGGAACUCCCAGAUCUGGACCCCCUCCUGUAGCUCUACGCUACCCAGGCCCUAUGGUGAGCCCUCUCGGGGCAGGCUGUCAACACGAGGGUCCCAGACUGUCAGUAGGCGCAGCCAGUCUGACCAGAGACCCAGCCUGAUGACACAACGAGACGAGUCCCUUGUCCCAGGCACAUCACAGGCCAGGACUGGAGGAAGUGAGUCAAAUAUCACCAAUAACAGUGAGAGGAUGGUCAAGGGUCUUGUGACGGAAGGGGAGAACCAAUCAGAUCCAAGUGAUGUUGCUCCUACUGACUUGAAUCCUGAGCAGUAGUUCAUGGCAGCCUGCCAGGGCAGAAUCUACCGAGCGAAUUAGAGGGUGAGGAUUGAGCAUAGAAAGGGAUUAUGGAUUAGGACUCUGAAAGCUAGAGUCUUUCCAUUUUUCUGUCUCUUCUAAUGAGAGGAGAAUAGGUUUAUUCUAAGAAAGUGUGUUAGGUUGCAACGGAGAAAAAUAUUAAAUACAUGUGUUGGUUCUAAAACUUCCUCUGAUAUCUUAAGUUUUACAGUAAAUACUGAAAACGUUAUUCCAACAACAAUAAA